AAAAUAAAAAUUAUCAAGAAAAAUGUUAUCAAUUACGUCAUUAAAAUAUGCACGUUGCACGUGCCCGACCUUUAUUGCACUCCGCAUAGUAAUUAGAUGUUACAUAGUUAUCAAACUGUGCGUUGGGUUCGUCUUAUCUGCCAAAAUAUUCUAUGCGCUUAUUUAUUAUAUUAGCGCAUAUCUGCCGAUUAGAAAAAAAAAAAACAAGAAAGAAAGAAAGAAAAAAAGCGAAUUGAGUCACUGUUAUGAAACACUUCUAAUACAUACAUUCGCGGAUUAUUGUGUACAAAGUGUGUUAAUGCUGUGUAUAUAUUAUUAUAAUAGUGUGUACUUAGAACGUAUUUGUUAGUUUGUUAUAAUGUUAUUUCAACGGCAACUUGAAAUGGUGAAUUAACUAAGAAACUCAAUUGAACUCAUAAACUAAUCGUACUCGCGGCGGUGGCGCCGCAUCGCCAGCACCGCCACCAUCGCCGCCGCAGCCGCCAAUCGCCACCAAUAUAAUUAUAUUAUAUUCGACGUCGUCGUGACCUCCGUCCGCAGAACGGGUUGAGAGCGGGCACGCGGGACGUGACUGGAUCGACCUUGAGCCGGGAAAACGGAAAAGUGGGACAGAUAGAAAAAUAACCGGCCCGACCGCCGCGCCGACGAUCUAAUUAUUAUUAUUAUUAUCAUCAUCAUCGUCAUCAUCGUCAUCACAAUCGUCAUCGUCAUCGUUGCUCCGUGACGGCGGCGGUGGCCGAGAGGUGUCUGUCGCGGCCCCGUACCCCGCCGCCGGAGGGCGGGAACGCUCUGCGCGCGGGCCAAUGAGCGUGCGCCGUCCCACCCACCGACCGGCGGCACCCGGCGCGGCGCCGAGUCGGUGAUCGCGAGCGCGCGACGAACCUGAGGCCACCGUCGGCAUUGCAGAAACUGCACCGGUCGCACCCUGACGCCGCGCGUCUCACACACCGAACACGUCGCGUGCGUCGUACGACAUUAUCGUUAUUCGUAUAAGUUUUACGUACCGUCUUUUAACACAUAUAGAAAAUAAUAUUAUAAUAUUUUGUACGAAGUCGUUCGGAUCCAUCGCGUAUAAUAUACCUAUUACCGCGGCGAUCGUGUAGACUUAAUAUUAUUCGGUUCGAUCGUCUCCGUCGUAGCGUCUGCGAUGUGAAUAAUUAUUAGGUAUACCUACAUAUUAAUAUCGUCGUCUUCGUCGUUGUUAUAAGUUAUAACUCACUACACACACGAAUAAUACAUCGGUGCUCGCGAUGCGGUAUUUUCCUCGUGGUUUUUAAUAUACGACGACAGAGUGAUUUUACGUCGACCGCCAAUAUUAUAUUUUAUCGUUUUCGAUCUAUUCGUGUUUUCCCGCACACGCGUCGAAAUGGAAGCUGACGAUCCACGUCUGGCCGACGAAUACGUCAACGAGUUCGUGCUCGACCACCUGGACGUGUCGUCGGUGAAGCGCGAGAUCCAGUCGUCCGACUAUCACCACCAUCACCAUCAACAGUCGCAUCAAGAGCACGCGGGCGGACACCACCAUCACCACAACGGUCAGCACCAUCAACAGCAGCAGCAGCAGCAGCAGCCGCAACACCCGCCGACCUGUAACGGAGGACCUCGGGGGACCGCCGGCGUCAACGCCCGUCUGCCGCCGAUGCCCAUCACGGGUGCCAACAACGGGUCCACGGCCACGGCCGCUGCGGCAGCCACCGCGACGCUGGUGCAGUCGCCGCCGCCGCCGCACUUCCUGCUCACGCCGCCCGGUUGCGAGCAGGAAUAUCCGCACCACCACCCGCUCAUCAGACAGCAGCACGCCAUCAACCAGGUGAUCGACGGCGGUGUGAACGGCCCGCGCGCCGGUAUGGUGGUGCAGAGCCACGCGAUGCCCGCGGCCGCGGUGGCCGCCAGCGCCGUGCUGAUAACCGGAGGCGAGGCCGCGGUCAAGGUGUCCAGAGCCGACGCCGCGACCGUCGGUUCCAUGAUGUAUCCGAGCACGCCGGGCACGCCGCCCGACACGCCGCCGGUGAGCUCUUCGCCGCCGCCGUCCACGCCGGUCCAACCGCCGGUGUUCAUGCAAGAGAUGAUAUGGUUGACGCAGUCGCUGCGCCAGGGACAGGAACCGCUGGACUUGCGACCGAACUACGCGGGUUCCGACGAAAUGCAGCAGCAGCAGCAUCAUCAGCACCCGCAGCAGCAGCAGCACCCGCACCACCAUCAUCAUCACCACCACCACCAUCAGCAGCAGCAGCAGCAACACCAACAGCAACAACAGGAUCAACGAGAGGACGAAGAACAACAGCAACAACAACGGCAACCGAAUUUGACGGAGUGGAACAUGGUGCAACACCAACACUCGACCGUGAUACAGCCGAGCAACGGCAAUAACAACAGUUCGGCGAUCAACGGCGGCAACAAGCAGGUACCGUCGUUCGAUCGGCAAACCCUUCAGACGCUGUUGUGCCCGCGCCGGUACGACCGCGGAGAAGACGACUACUGCGUCGGCGAGUUCGAACCGCAAUUCUCGAUGAGCCCGCGACCCAACCGGAUGCUCCCGUUCCAGAACCAUCACCGGCCGCUGAGCGUGUCCAGUGGCAGCGUCCUGUCACCCGCCAGUUCCCGGGGCGGCGGCGGCGGGAGCAGCGCGUACACCCGCGGCGGUGGCUCGUCCGCGGACGACCUGAUCAACGACGCGCUGCUGCUGCAGCUUCCGGUGCGCGACCUCAACAAGCGGCUGCAGGGCAUCUCCAAGGAGGAAGUGGCCCGGCUCAAGCAGAAGCGGCGGACGCUCAAGAACCGCGGUUACGCGCAGAGCUGCCGGACCAAGCGGAUGAACCAGCGCAUCGAGCUGGAGAACGCCAACGAGAUACUGGCCACCGAACUGCACAAGAUAAAGUCGGAGCUGUCGCGGGUCGCACAGGAACGCGACAUGUAUAAGCAGCGGUUCUCCGCGCUGGCCGCGGCCAGGGAAUCGAUGAGCGCCGCGGCCGCAGCAGCCGCGGCCUCGGCCGCCGCCGCGGUCACGUCCUCGGCUUCGUCCACCUCGUCAGCGGCCGCUGUUCAGCGCGUCGACAGUAGCUCCAAUUCGCCGGAGCUCUACCUGUGACAGACGAGGAGGUCGUACGCGUCUGCGCUUUGGAUAUCCAAGUGUCUACCAACGUCCGCCAACAAUAAUUACGGUUCACGAGCAUCGCGAACUUGAAAUCGUAUACACAGAUUAACUUCAAUAACAAAAGGAUAAGACUAAUAAAGUAAUUUGUUUUGUUUUGUUUUUUCAGUAGUUAUAUAUUUAUAUUUUAAUAGUGCCUAUGCGGUUUUUUUUUUUUUUUUUUUUUAUUUUGUUAUUGUACAGUAAUUAUAUUUCUGUUUUCCUUUUUAACGCCAAAGAAUAACUUUUCCCGAUAAGUAUGACAUAAACGUAUACAAUAAUAUUAUACAUUAUGAAAUCGGCGUACGCUUAAUAAUAAUAAUUAUAAUAAUAUACCAACUCAUGUACACACGUUAUGUAAUUACACUUUAUGUUUAAAAAAUUUAUGUAGGUAGGUAACUUAAUCGUACCUAUCCAGAAAGAAUUAUUGACUUUUCUCGUACACACCGAGGAGCGUACAAUAUUAUAAUAUUGUUCUAUUUUUACCAUUAAAACAGUAUAAAAAUGUAUGAUAGGUAUAAAACCUAUAGGUGUUCGAAUUUCACGAGAAUAGUAAGAUGUUUGUACAUAACUAAUAUUUAAUAUUUUGAAAAUUUUAUAGUUACCCAGAAAACCGAAAUUGUUACAUAAAUAACUAUAUACUACCGGUGUUCGUGUUAUACACGUAGACAUAAUAUGUAUCAUUUUUUUCAUUACGGCGUCAAUUUAAUAUUACCACGAUUUAACAAAAACAGCCAUUCCACCGUUCCGCGGUCACAUAAACCACACCCACUCAUCGCUCGUGUACGUAUUAUUCUAAACGUUUCCGAACAUCCGAAACUAACAUCGUAAUGUUUUUUUCUUCCGAUCAUCCAUAAUUAUUAUUAAAUAGAUAAGAGUGGUAUACGAACUACGACAAAAAUAUUUUUCACUCCAAACCCCAUCGGAGUUGGCGCGUUUCCAAACAUUAUUUCUUUUACGGCCUAUUGACCGUUUCGAGUAUAGUCACUUUUCGACAAUAUUAUAAUGCUACGUUAUAGUAGGUACCUAUCAACAGUAUCAACUACUACACUACUCUUAAACGCACCGGUCGAGAUUUUCCCGUAUAUAUUACGCGUAAAUUAUGUAUAUAAUCGACGUAUGACGUGCUCUUCUGGUAUACGCAACGCAUAUAAAAUAAUAAUAACGACAUUUUUUUUCCACUCGUUCCCAUUUAAAACUCACAAUUAUUGUACGCUUCACUAAAUUAUUGACAAAUUAAAUUUUCAUACGCGAUUUCGCCAAGUUAAAUGCAUUUCCUCCACAAGAUGGGCAUAAAGUAUGAUGUAUCUACAUUAUUAUUUAGACGAUUAUGUACUAAAAUGUCUAAAUACCAAAACCGAACACCAGUUUGUGUACAGAUGUUUUUUCCAUGUAUAUAACUUGUUUUUUAUUAUUAUGAUUAUUAUUAAUACGCCGUUAUUAAAGUAAUAUUUAAAAGAUUUAAACGAAAUAAUUGUAAGACGCGACUUAAACUGGGCGCAGAAACGUACAAAGUGCUGUUUCACAUACAUAUAAAUAUAUAUAUACCUAUGUGUAUUGGCCAACGCCACAGUAAUGUACACGCACAAACAUCUGUUAAGUAAAUAGUGCUAAAAUGUUUAUUUUAUUAUUAUUAUAUUAUUAUUAUUAUUAUUAUUAUUACUAUUAUUUAUAUACAUAUAAAUAAAAGACAAUUAGAAACGUUGAAAAUUUGAUUUAAAAAUAUAUUUUACCGUCCCUUUUAAUAUUAAUAUAUUAUGUACAUUGAUCUAGAAGAAGUUUAAAUCUCUAAUAGGGUACUGAUAUUAUUUAUAAUAUUUAUUUGAUCCGAAUCGUACAAUCUGCGUAUCGCACACUUUAACCACUGAACCAUCCUUAUGUUAAUUUAACUUCUACCUAAUUAUCCGGGAAUAAAACCUUGGGUGAAAUUUUCUAAUAAUAUGAUAUACAACCCUACACUUUAAUGCCUAAUUUUGACUGUUUACGAAGUUAUAAUUAUUUACAUAGUUAUUUUCAAUGUUUCAAUGGCUCGGAUAGUUUGCGUGAAUGAUAUUUGUCAGACAUUUGGCUCAUGCAAUUAUCUGUAUACAGAGAAUAUGUUAGCUAAUACGUAAUAAAAAAAAAAAAUUAAAAAAUAUUUGUUUUCGAGGAUGCAGGAUAAAUAAUUUUUGCAUUAGGUAACAAUCGAAUAAAAUCACAUCUCAUGACUUCGUGUUAGAUAAAUUUAAGAGGCUUACGGGUGUCGCUGACUAUAUAAUUGUCAGCUAACAGUUUUUGGCUCAGUAAAAUAUGUUAAAAUAUAAUAUCACGUUUAUAUACCCAUCGUCAUUCAUCAGUGAAAAGUUUCUAAUUCGUCUUCUAUUUCUAUGUUUCAACAACGGGCUUUGAAUUCCAAAAAAUGUUUGUAUAAUUUCUCUCAGCCUUUUUUUUUUUAUUUAGAAUUAGGUAAUAAUUAAUGUUUUUUUUUAUUAUAAUUAUUAUUAUUAUUAUAAAUGAGAUUUGUUUAUUUCGUUUUAUUUUAUUUUAUUAUUAUUAUUUUUUUUUUUCGUUUAUACGUAAUUGUUGUAUAGUUGUUAAAUAUUGUUUUACACGAUUGUAUUACCUACAUAAACUUUUGUAGGUUUGUCGUUUGCAAUUGACGGUAAUAAUAUUAUUAUUGAUAUGUGAAUUAUGCUGAUAAGUUGAUGUUAAUAAAGUAUGAAAAAAUGGGCUACACGA
Messenger RNA from Aphis gossypii (cotton aphid), 5848 nucleotides. It is a transcript of the gene tj, whose product is annotated as transcription factor MafB. Gene Ontology annotation, cellular component: nucleus. Gene Ontology annotation, molecular function: RNA polymerase II cis-regulatory region sequence-specific DNA binding; DNA-binding transcription factor activity, RNA polymerase II-specific. Gene Ontology annotation, biological process: regulation of transcription by RNA polymerase II. The coding region runs from base 1367 to 3088 and encodes 573 amino acids. The transcript is spliced from 3 exons. The record is from RefSeq and is a predicted model, not a curated record. Lineage: Eukaryota; Metazoa; Arthropoda; Insecta; Hemiptera; Aphididae.